UUAGGCUUUGGCGGGACAUCUCUUUCUUUAAUCUUAAACCCCCUUAUUUUUCAUUAUAUUUCAAAUUUCAACCCCACCAUUGUCUGCCUGCUCAUUUCAAUGGUGAAAAAUUAAACCAACUUAAACCCCCAUAUUUUACUGCUAUUUUACGCUAAAGCCAUUGUCUUUUCGGUCUUCACUUUCUCUUCUUUCUAAAGAUUCUCAAGGUUUUUUCUUGCUUUCUAAGUCCCCCCAGAUCUUACAAUUAGGAAUAUCUUGGUUGCACUUUGUGGGGUUAAAAGUUUGGGUAUUUAAAUUCACAUUGUUUAAAGUUUAGGGGUUUGGAUCAGAAGAAGUUGCUGGAUCUUUAAGUUGCUGUUCAAAACUGGAAGAGGGAAACUGAGAUUGGUAUUGUCAGGACUUUGGGGGAAAUGGUGGUUUGUAGCUGAUGCUAAACUGGAUAUGCAACAAUGUCGAGGAUCACUAAGUGGAAACUUGAGAAGAAUAAAGUGAAAGUGGUCUUUCGGCUUCAAUUUAAUGCUACUCAUAUACCACAAACGGGAUGGGACAAGUUAUUCAUAUCUUUUAUCCCUGCUGAUUCUGGAAAAACAAUUGCAAAGACAACCAAAGCCACUGUAAGAAAUGGAACAUGCAAAUGGGGUGAUCCAAUUUAUGAAACAACAAGGCUUCUUCAAGAUGUCAAAAACAAACAAUUUGAUGAGAAGCUGUACAAACUUGUGGUUGCCAUGGGUUCUUCACGGUCUAGUAUCCUGGGUGAGGCAACAAUUAACCUUGCUGAUUAUGCUGAAGCUUCGAAGCCUUCUGCUGUGGCUUUACCUCUUCAGGGAUGCAACGCGGGAACAGUAUUACAUGUUACAGUUCAGUUGCUAACAUCUAAAACAGGAUUCAGAGAAUUUGAGCAGCAAAGGGAACAUAGGGAGAGAGGAUUGCAGUCAGGAUAUGAGAACAAGCAUGAUGACUCUGUUACCGGGAAAGUGAUAUUUUCAGGAGAGACUGGUCAUGAUCACAUUGAUAAGGUUAGUUCAAGGGUCAGAUUCAGACCAGACGCUAAAGAACUCUCUUCUGUUGAGGAGGAAGUGGAACGAAACGAGGAAUAUGCUGACUUAACAGCUGGAUUUGAUGGUUCUUCCAAUACUUCAGAGAGUCUUUAUGCCGAAAAGCAUGAUUCAUCAAGUGCACAUGAAACUGAUAGUCAAGGCCUGCAGUCAGAAAAAGGUAAUAAAUCUGACAAUCAAGCAAUGGCGCAGAGUAGCAGUUCAGUUCAUGGAUGGGCGUCAGACUGCUCAAUGGAUAAUGAAUUGGCAAUUGCUUAUGAGGAGAAUAAUAGACUUAGAGCGAGCCUGGAAUUGGCAGAAUCAUCAAUUUUUGACCUUAAGCUUGAGGUAAGCGCUCUGCAAAGUCAAGCUAAUGAAUUCGGCUCUGAAACAGAAAAGUUUUCUCAGCUACUUACUGCUGAGAUAUCCUCUAGUGAGGAGUUGGCGAAAGAGGUUUCUGUUCUUAAAUCAGAAUGUUCAAAUUUCAAAGAUUCUAUUGAAAGACUAAGAACUUUGAAAUCAAGUUGUCAAAAUGAUGGUGGUGAAAGUUGUGUUGCUGAUUCUGGCAGCUUAGUUCAAGAUUUACAGCUAAGAUGGAUGAAAGGAAUUUCAGUGGUUGAAGAUAGAAUCAAAGAACUUCAAAAUAAAGUUUGUCUUGGAUUCUAUGAAAGAGACUACAGGUUUCUUCAUUCGGAAUUGGAGGCAUUGCUUCAAAUUGUACAGGAGGUUAAACUAGGAGCAAGGGAUGAGAUGUCAUUGCUAAAUAAAGUAACAUCAGUGGAUGUAAAGGAGACUAGAGUGACAGAAUUACCCAAUAUCAAUCUGCCUUUGCCAGGGCUUGGGUUGGAAUUGGAUCUUUGUACACCAGAAAAUUUGCUUCAUCAUAUUGGCAUACCCCCACUGGUUUCUCAAGGGAAUGAUUGCACUGUUGCUGUUGAUGCAAUGAAAGCCAAGAUUUUUGAUCUGGUAAGAGAAGUGGACGAGGCGAAGGUUGAAAGGGAAACUCUGGUGAGAAAAAUGGAUCAGAUGGAGUGUUACUACGAAGCUCUUGUUCAAGAACUCGAGGAAAAUCAGAAGCAAAUGCUGGCAGAAUUGCAGAAUCUUAGGAAUGAGCAUUCGACAUGCCUUUAUACCAUCUCGAGUAGCAAAGCUGAAACGGAAUUAAUGCGACAAGAUAUGAGUCAACGUCUGUUACAGCUUGCUGAUGAGAGACGGGAUUUGGAUACACUUAAUAAGGAGCUCGAGAGAAGAGCUGCUACUUCAGAAGCAGCUCUGAAAAGAGCCCGCUUGAAUUAUUCUAUUGCAGUAGAUAAGCUGCAAAAAGAUUUGGAGCUUCUUUCCUCACAGGUGGUGUCCAUGUUCGAGACUAAUGAGAACCUCAUCAAGCAAGCAAUUCCAGAACCUUCACAAUCACAAUUCCUUGGGUAUUCAGAUGUAGUUCAGAAUUUAGAAGAAUUUGAUAAUAUAGAGCAGUUGCCGUCUCAGGAUCAACAUGUGACUGCAAGGAAACUAACACUCAGUGGAGAUGUCCUUACCGAUGACUUGAAAAGAUCACUCUGCUUGCAGGAGGAGCUUUACAGGAAGGUUGAAGAAGAACUUGGUGAUAUGCAUUCAGUUAACUUGCACUUGGAUAUUUUCUCCAGGGUUUUACUUGAAACUGUGAUUGAAGCUAAUGCUAGUGCUGGAAUGAUGAAGAGAGGUAUGAAUGAACUUGCUCAGCAGUUGGAGGCUUUGAAUCUCAACAAGGAGCAGAUGGUGAUAAGAUUGCGGGCUGCUUUGGAAGAUGUUCACAUUUUGCACAAGGAGAAAGAAAGUUGCAUCCUCAGAUGCAGCGAUCUUGUUCUGCAUAAUCAAUCUUUGGAAGCUGAACUUGCGAUUCUUUCAAAGGAAAACUGUAUCCUCACUGAGAAGGUCAUGGAUUUGGAAGCAAUCAAGGUGCAACAUACAGAAACUCAGAAUAGAUAUGAAGCUUGUGUGGAAGAAAAUGUAGCACUCUCCACUUCACUGAAGCAGGAAUUGACGAACAACAGUAUGCUUCAAGAUGAGAUUUCACUUCUGAAGGAUGAUUUGCUAACUGCCAAAGCCAACUCAGAGGACUUGGCUUCCUCAAAUGAAAAUCUUCACGAAGACAUUAGCUUUGUGCAGGGUAAGUUGACUGGUAUGUUGGUAUCUUAUGAGAAGGAACUAUCUCUUCUAUGCGAUUCCUCUUGCCAUGAGUUGGAGUUCAGGGAUAUAAGAGGUCUCACCAUGCAACUGGAAGAGGUGCAGUAUAGUGUGUGUAGCAAGAUUCUUCAACUUAUGCAGGAGAAGCAAAAUCUAGAACGUGAAAAAUCAGUUGCCGAGAUGUCCUUGAAUGCUAGUAGAUCAGAAAUAAUUUCCGUGAAGCAAAAGUGUAAAAAUGAUAUACAAAGUAUGGUAGCUAAAUUUGAUGUGUCAACUGCCCUUGUGGAGAAACUUCAGGUUGAGCUUGAAUCUGUGACCAAUAAACUUCACCUUAACUCUGAAGUUGAAGAAAAAUAUGCACAACAGAACAGAGAGCUUCUGGAUGAUCUUGCUUCCUUUGAAGUGGAGCUACAAAAUUUAGUCUCGAAGAAUGGGCAUAUUUCUCAAGAGAUCCUGGGCUUGGACUCUAUAGCCAACGAGCUUGAGCAGAAUGACUCGGAAUUUGCCAAGCUUACAUCAGAAGUUAGUCUUCUGAGAGACAAUUUGAGAACUCUGCAAGAUAAAUUGCAACUUGAGAGAGAUCUUAAGGAUAAACUAGAGGGUUCAGUACAAAAUCUUACUUUGCAGUUGAAUGAAAAGGGUGACAGGAUAGUGGAUUUGGAAAAGCAAAUUGCUGAAAUGGUGCAUUUCAGGCAACUGGCAUCAGAUUUAGAGAGUGAGAAAUAUAGACUUAGCCAUCUUUUGCAGCAGCGUGAUGGGCAUGCAGCAAAGCUUCAGGAAGAGUUAUCCUGUGUGUCUGGUCUAGAGGGCUCUGUAAGAGAUCUUGCUUCUCAAUUGAAUGAGAAGCAUGACAGGUUACUGGAUUUGGAAAAGCAAAAUGCUGAAAUGGUGCAUUUCAGGCAACUGGCAUCAGAUUUAGAAGUGGAAAAUUCUAGACUUGAUCAGCUUUUGCAGCAGCGCGAUGAACGUGUGAUAAAGCUUCAGGAAGAGAUGUCCUAUCUUUCUGGUUUAGAGGAAUCAGUGAAAGGACUUACUUCUCAACUGGACGAGAAGAAUGAUAGGUUAGUGGAUUUGGAAAAGCAAAAUGCUGAGCUGGGGCAUUUCAUGCAGCUGGCAUCAGAGUUAGGAGUGGAGAAAUCUAGAGUUGAUCAGCUUUUGCUGCAGCGCGAUGAGCAUGUGGCAAAGCUUCAGGAAGAGAUGUCCCGUCUUUCUGGUUUGGAGGACUUAGUGCAAGGUCUUACUUCUCAACUGAGUGAGAAGCAUGAAAGGUUACUGGAUUUGGAAAAGCAAAAUGCUGAGCUGGAGCAUUUCAGGCAGCUGGCAUCAGAGUUAGGAGUGGAGAAAUCUAGAGUUGAUCAGCUUUUGCAGCAGCGUGAUGAGCAUGUGACAAAGCUUCAGGAAGAGUUGUCCUGUAUUUCUGGUUUAGAGGGCUCAGUGCAAGAACUUACCGCUCAACUGAAUGAAAAGAAUGAGAGGUUACUGAAUUUGGAAAAACAAAAUGCUGAGCUGGUGCAUUUCAGGCAGCUGGCAUCAGAGUUAGGAGUGGAGAAAUCUAGAGUUGAUCAGCUUUUGCAGCAGCGUGAUGAGCAUGUGGCGAAGCUUCAGGAAGAGUUGUCCUGUGUAUCUGGUUUAGAGUGCUCAGUUAGAGAUCUUACUUCUCAAUUGAAUGAGAAGCAUGACAGGUUACUGGACUUGGAAAAGCAAAAUGCUGAACUGGUGAAUUUCAAGCAGCUGGCAGCAGAUUUUGAGAUGGAGAAAUGUAAACUUGACCUACUUGUGCAGCAGCGUGAUGAGCAUGUGGCUAAGCUUCAGGAAGAUUUGUCCUGUGUUUCUGGUUUAGAGAGCUCAGUGCGAGAUCUUACUUCUCAACUGAAUGAGAAGAAUGACAGGUUACUGGAUUUGGAAAAGAAAAAUGCUGAUCUGGUGCAUUUCAGGCAGCUUGCAUCAGAUUUAGGAAUGGAGAAAUCUAGACUUGACCAUCAUUUGCAGCAGCGUAAUAAGAAAAUGGAAAAACUUCAGCAAGAGUUGCUAGAAAUACAAGAGUAUGCCAUAGCUUCUGAUGUUAAGUUCACAGUUGCCAUGAGCCGCUGUGAAACACUGGAUCUGGAACCUGUGCGGCAGCUUAAAUCGUCGGGUGGUUCCACUGCCGAGCUUCAGAAUAGAUGUCAUGAUUUGCAGGCCAAGUUGAAUCAAUGCCUUGCAAGAGAGGCUUCUUCAAUUAAAGAAAACAAGGAGUUGGAAAGAUCUCUUUGUGCUGUUAGAUCUGAUUUAGAAGCUUCUAUUGCUCAAAAUAAUGUUCUUUCAGAUGCCAAGUAUGUUAACACAGUGAAACUUGAGGAAUACAAGAAGGAGAUAGCAAUAUUGGAGGAUUCUCUCCUCAAAACCAAUAAUUGUCAUGCUCUUGAGGUGGAGAAGUUGAACAACGUGCUGGCAACCACCGAAGAAGAACUUAAUUACUUGUUACUUUCCAAGGAGGAACUGGAGAUCAUGGUGAUUGUGCUCCGAGGUAAAGUAGAUGAACUGCACCCCUACACGAUUUUACAGGAGAAAAAAAAAGAUGAAAUGAUCACCUUGCAGUUACAGUGUAAUGAGCUCACCCACAGGUGUAAUAAGCUUACUCACAAGCUCUCUGAGCAGGCCUUGAAGACGGAAGAAUUCAAAAACUUAUCCAUCCAUUUGAAGGAGCUCAAGGAUAAGGCUGAUGCAGAAUGUCUCCGGGCUCGUGAGAAAAGAGAAUCUGAAGGACCACCAGUUGCUAUGCAAGAAUCCUUGCGAAUAGUCUUUAUUAAAGAGCAAUAUGAAUCAAAGUUCCAAGACUUGAGGCAACAAGUUUCUAUGUCCAAAAAGCACGGAGAAGAUAUGCUUUUGAAGUUACAGGAUGCAUUAGAUGAGAUCGAAAGCAGGAAGAGAUCUGAAGCUUUGCACUUGAAGAAGAACGAAGACCUAGCUUUCAAAAUCUUGGCUUUGGAAUCUGAAUUACAGUCCCUGCUUUCUGAUAAGCGUGAAAUAAACAACGAUCAUGACAGAAUAAAGGCAGAAUUGGAGUGUGCUGUGCUAAGUCUAGAGUGUUGCAAGGAAGAAAAGGAAAAACUCGAAAUAACUUUGCGAGAACGUGCGAGGGAAUACUCCCGAAUUGCUGCUGAACUUACUUCGACUAGAGAGCAGCUGAUGAAUGUCACAUCUUCUAUUGUAUCUAAGAGAGAAAAUGGCCAGAUGGGCAAAGUUGAACUUGCGCCUAAUGAGAUAAAUGCAAAUCCUUCUCCUGAUGCCACACCUCAAAAAGAUUCAUCUGAUGCCUGGAAUGUGAAGGAAACAACCUUAUUUAUGGAUGAUAGAAGUGAAAAAUCAAGCUCACCACUGAAACUUCUACUCACUCCGGAUGCUGCAUCAGUAACUGAAGGUUACUCACCACCAAGCAAUGGAAGGCAUAUUGAUUUCAGCAGUGAACAGUUUGGAAGCAGGAAUUUGAGAUCCAGCAUGGAACAAUUACAUGAAGAGUUGGAAAGGAUGAAACGUGAAAACUCUCUCAUUCCUGAGGAACACUAUUCUGAUCCAGAUUUUGAAGUUCUUCAGAGCGAACUCGUGCAAUUACACAAGGCAAAUGAAGAACUCCGAAGCAUGUUCCCAACAUUCAAGGAUAUAGCUAGCACUGGUAAUGCAUUAGAGAGGGUACUUGCCCUGGAAAUUGAGCUUGCUGAAGCAUUGAAGGCAAAAAAUAAACCGAGUAUGUUCCAGAGUUCGUUUCUGAAACAACAUUGUGAUGACGAAGCAAUCUUCAAAAGCUUCAGAGACAUCAACGAAUUGAUCAAGGAAAUGUUGGAAAUCAAAGAAAAGCAUGUAGCUAAGGAGAAUGAACUGAGGGAAAUGCAUGAUCGGUACUCUCAGCUAAGCCUCCAGUUUGCUGAGGUUGAAGGCGAGAGACAGAAACUGAAGAUGACACUCAAGAAUGUCAGAUCAUCUAGGACGAAGCUCAUGCAACUAAAUCACUCCUCAUCCUCCAUUGUGGACAGUCCUUCAUAAGGCACUCUUUCAAUCCAUUUCUUGAUUUGCCUCCAUUUCUUGAUUUGCUCGUUUUACUAAGAGUGCCAAUGUGCUCUAGAAGUUGGUUCAGUUUUAUGGACAAGUAUGCCAAGAUAAGCUCCAAGUAUGGAGGAACCAAUCCUGCAAGCUGCCUUGCUUCUUGUAAAUGUUAAAAUGUGGCUGUCAGAUUUUGUAACCCAUUUAAAUUAUGUGUAGAUCUAGAUAUCCCAUAUAUUAUAGCCUCAUUCCCUCAUUUUUCAGUUGUAUACAAUUUGGCUGUAAUAUUAUGUAUAGAAAUUAGAUUAUCCUGUAAUUAACUCUGCUUCUCUUUUUUUAAGCCUCGCAAGAGGCAUAAAAGUUUGGUAUUGUCAGCUGCUAUGCCUAUAAGUUUUGCCA
This is a messenger RNA of Lycium barbarum (goji berry), 7613 nucleotides long. RefSeq lists its product as uncharacterized. The transcript is spliced from 12 exons. The coding region runs from base 450 to 7217 and encodes 2255 amino acids. The record is from RefSeq and is a predicted model, not a curated record. NCBI's taxonomy places the organism in Eukaryota, Viridiplantae, Streptophyta, Magnoliopsida, Solanales, Solanaceae.